AUUUGAUCGGCCUCGCAGGUUGAGGUCAAGAUCCGACUAUAACGGCGUGUAGUCGAGACGGCAACCGAGGUUUGUCCCGAAGCUCUCCGGGCAUCUAAUUCAAUAGUCUUCUGGGAUGCCUCAGCGGGGGAGGCACGAUCUAAUUUUAAUGUAUGUUUACGACACGAUGGCAGGCACUGGCAGGCAGCGAAUGAUGCAUCAAACAUACUUCUCUUACCCACGUACAGAUAUCGUGAUGAAAGGCUUCGUUGCUCCAAGCCAUGCAGGGGCGACUUUCACUGGUCACUAUAGCUGGUGAUGGCCAGUGGCAUUUGCAAUGACUGCCCUUAAAUAAUGGGCUCACGGCUGCAACCAACCAGUCAUCCUUUUCGACUGAGAUGAAUGUCCCGAUAUCUUCCUUGUCAACCUUUCUCGGUGGGUUUAUCGAAACCCUCGUCUUUUCAGUUCUAUUAUAUGGGACUCUUAUCGCUCAGUGUUAUUGUUACACACUUAACUGUGAGCGGGACACCAAGUGGAUAAAGUGGCUCGUAGGGGUGCUUGUGGUCUUUGAAACCGUGUUGACGGUCUUCGUGUUUCGUCUUAUCUAUGUCUACACUAUCAAGGCGUUGGAGAAUCCGUCUAUAAUUGCAAAUAUUGAUUGGAUCAUCCCGGGCGGCCUACUUGUCACACAUCUGAUCCAAGUCCUGAGCCAAGGCUACUUCCUGAGUAGAAUGUGGCUUUACAGCCGAAAUCGGACAUUAACCCUUGUAACAAGUGUACUCAUGUUGGCUAGAUCAGUCUCGUUGUUCUAUAUAGUGGUUGCAGUCUUCAAACUUAGGACAUGGGUAGCCCUUCGUAAUGAUGGCGAUAUCAAGCUCGUAACUCAACUUUGUUUGUCCUUCGGAGUUUGUGUGGACAGCAUCACGGCGAUUACAUUGGUCUUCUACCUAAUUCGCUCUCCCGCAACAUUUCAGAGCACCCGGAACGUUAUCACCUGGAUAAUCAUGUUCACGGUGAAUACCGGAGUGCUCCUUGUCGCAAUUUCGCUUUCCGUUCUCAUUACUUAUCUGACCAAGCCGGACAAUCUUAUUUAUGGCGCUUUACUUGUCGUUGGGGGAAAGCUGUAUGCCAAUUCUCUGCUUGCCGCGUGCACUGAAUGGAAGAAAAAUUCUUUCCGCGAAGAUGGCACAACCAGUCAUCAUGGGUACAUUCGAUGCACUGGAGUUAUCAAACUUUUCAACAUUGCCCCCACCAAUGCAACAGGUUCAUAUUGAUAUCUCUCAAGAAACAAUGAGCUCUGUGUCUGCAAAGGAUCGCAGCAAUCAAACCAAACAGGCGAGGAACAAUUUCAAUUCCAUCUAACUCAUCAUGACUGGUUAGAGAUAAUAGUAUGGCAUGUUAUGGUAUACACAAGAUAAGGAUUGCUGGCGAAGGAUAGCAUACGGGGCUGAAAAUGAGGUCCUGUAAUUCAGAAAAUACAUGCCUGGCAGACGUAGGACCAGUGAUCGGCUACCGCUGGCAACUUCACUUUCACAAACACAUUGACCGUAUGCUUCCAAGAAUCUGGCACUGUUGCGGGAUAUUGCCGCGUAUUACUAUGGUGUGGAUAUGUGAACUCUCCAGACGUCAAGAAAGUACAGCACUUUGGAAUUGUCUGUUGAUUCCCAAUAUACUGGUAGCAGACCA
Somion occarium is the source of this 1665-nucleotide messenger RNA. NCBI's taxonomy places the organism in Eukaryota, Fungi, Basidiomycota, Agaricomycetes, Polyporales, Cerrenaceae. The record is from the annotation of a GenBank genome assembly.